AUGGACAUCCUCAACUUCCUCUCCACAAUGGGCAAGCGCCUGGCCCACAACACGAAACACUCCCUCACCGACCUCUCGAUCCAGAAUUACAUCCGGCUCGUCGCUAUCGUCGGCGCGUAUUUAUUGUUACGUCCGUAUCUGAUGAAAGCGGUGGAGAAGACGCAGGGGAUGCAUUUGAAGAAGGAGAUUGAGGGUGUGAAGGUUACGCCGAAUAUGAUUCGGGAGGGAGGGAAGAAAGUUGAGGGGGAGGGGGAGGUUAAAGGGGAUGAUGAUGGGGGAUGGGGUGGGAAGGCUAGGAAGAGAGCGAAGAAGGUGGAGAAAAUGAGGGAGGAGAAAAUGAGGGCGAAAGAAGGUGAUGAGGAGGAUAGGGAUAUUGAGGAGUUUUUGGUUGAUGGGAAGGAUGUUAGGGAUUUGUUGGUGGAUUAUGAGGAGGGUGUUGAUGGGUGGUGA
Molecule: messenger RNA, 450 nt
Organism: Glarea lozoyensis ATCC 20868
Lineage: Eukaryota; Fungi; Ascomycota; Leotiomycetes; Helotiales; Helotiaceae
Exons: 1
Coding region: 1-450 (149 amino acids)
Biological process (GO): protein transport
Source: RefSeq, a predicted model, not a curated record